UUGACAUGAACAAAGCAAUUCCUUGGUGAUUUAAACCAACUCUGGGGUUUCUCCUAUCAAAACUGUCCAUUGGUGCAUUCCUCUAAAUUACAACUUCUUAGGAUACAUAUACAAAGCAUAGUUUAAAUAUUGCUCCAAAAACGGGGCUUCAUCGGCACCGCUUUUACUCCAUAUAGCAUGGUGGGCAGUUCACCACGCCCGAGAAGAACUCGACGGUCUGAUUGCCCGAUGUCACGAGGACGCGCCCAGUCGGUGUUCGGCCAUACUCGUACGAUGUCAGUUCCACAGGCGUCGGGACAGUCGGCACGAUCGUGUACCCGUGCGCUUCGAGGUAGAAGUCGUCCUCGUCCGAAUGGUAGUGGUGGUGUGACGACUUGCUCGGCGACGAGUUGUUGUACGGCAUGUACGGGCGAGGUUGCUGCGAGUAGCUGUACACAGGGGACGUCCGCUGCCGCAGGUGGGAGUCGUCUUGCAUCGAGUAUGGGUUGUAUGCUUGCAUGCCGUGGACGGUCUGUGAAUACAUGCUGAUGCGGCGGGCAAAAUUUG
Messenger RNA from Aphanomyces astaci, 546 nucleotides. RefSeq lists its product as hypothetical. The coding region runs from base 178 to 528 and encodes 116 amino acids. Lineage: Eukaryota; Oomycota; Saprolegniomycetes; Saprolegniales; Verrucalvaceae. The record is from RefSeq and is a predicted model, not a curated record. The transcript has a single exon.